This is a messenger RNA of Musa acuminata subsp. malaccensis (wild Malaysian banana), 1737 nucleotides long. Its product is annotated as nuclear transcription factor Y subunit A-3. The record is from RefSeq and is a predicted model, not a curated record. Gene Ontology annotation, cellular component: CCAAT-binding factor complex. Gene Ontology annotation, biological process: regulation of transcription by RNA polymerase II. Gene Ontology annotation, molecular function: DNA binding; DNA-binding transcription factor activity, RNA polymerase II-specific. NCBI's taxonomy places the organism in Eukaryota, Viridiplantae, Streptophyta, Magnoliopsida, Zingiberales, Musaceae.
AGAGAAAAAGAAAGCAGGAAAGUAAAGGGAGAGGUAGAGGGAGGGCUCAAGAAAGGGAACAUGUUCCCUUCCUGAAGGUGCACCCUGACUUGAACUGUUGCUUGUUGGAUGAAAUUUUUGUGAAUCUUGAGGUUCUGUUCUUGAUUUUGUCUGGGUCCUGCUUUUGGAUUUGGUUUGGGAUGUCUGUGGGAAGAGGUUUUCUACUGUGGGGAUAGUUGAAGAAGGCUUUGGUUUUCUCGGUUUCUCUGCUGCAGGAAAGAGAUUGGUUUACUGAUACCUGUUGGGUUUGAGGGUGCAUGUCAUUGGGUUGCGGAGUUUAUGUUUGGGAGGUGAUUGUGGUGCUAGAUUUUACAACUAGCAAGAAAUUACACUUGCUCCAGAACUAGCCUGGUAUUGGGAUAUGCAUCUUGAUGCAAGAUAUUCUGAAAUGCAAGACAUUGGCAUGAGAGGUUCACAGAAUAGACCCUAUUCAAAAUCUACUUGUGUGAACAAUCCUACUUGGUGGAAUUCAAAUAGUGCAACUAUUCCGGAGUCCUCAUAUUCCAAGAACUUGAAUAUGAACAUGGACUUCUUGGGGAAAGAUGGUAACAAGGUAAAGCUAUUGAACCAUUCGGUAUCCGAACAUGACUCAUCAACUCAGUCCACUGGUCAAUCUCAUCAAGAAAUAUCAGGAACAAGUGAAGACAAUGUUCAUGAGCAACAUAUUUCAGUACAAUCUGGUAUCGAUAGUACACUCACAAAGUCAGCCAAGGAUCAUCUGAAGCCAGUCAUAUCUCUUGGGGCAUCAGAUGCUGCCCUUGCACCUCCAAAAUGGGACUACAGCCAGUCCUUUGCUCCUGUUCCAUACCCUUAUGCUGACCCAUAUUAUGGUGGUAUCUUUGCUGUGUGCGGACCACAUGCUGUGAUUCAACCACAAAUGACGGGAAUAGCAUCCCCUGCUCGAGUUCCACUGCCGCUUCAACCUGCAGCGGAAGAACCCAUUUAUGUCAAUGCAAAACAAUAUAAUGCAAUACUUCGAAGGAGGCAGCUGCGUGCAAAGUUGGAGGCUCAAAACAAACUCAUCAAAAAUAGAAAGCCAUAUCUUCAUGAGUCACGCCAUCUUCACGCAAUGAAGAGGGCAAGGGGAUCCGGUGGACGAUUCCUCAACACAAAGCAGCUCCAGCAACAACAGCAGACGCAGGCUUCUGCCAUGUCAGGCCGUAAGCAGCUCACCGGUUCAGAGCUCCGCCCCAUUGGUUUGGCUGCCACUUUGAUCGACUCUGAAACCGCAAGUGUCUCUACAAACAGAAGCAUGUUAGCGCAACGGGAUCGCUUGGGCUUCCCCUUGCCCAAUCUCCUCCAUUCAAGCAUGGGAACAACAAGCAAUCAAGGUGGCAGCAGCAUGAUGAGCAGUAAUUCGGAGCUCCAAGUCCCACCCAUGCGGUAAAACUUGGGGAGCCAACCGAGAGUGAGGAGAUUGUAUCUCGCUGUGUCUCACGGUGGUUCCCCGGCAAUUCAUCCUUGGCUUUUGGCAUCUCAUCCGAAAUGCUUCAUUUGACAUGGUACUAAAAAACUCUAGUUUGGUAACUCAGAAACUCAUCAGUGUUAACCAGUACAGAGCUUAUCGUACUCGUCCUUUAAUUUGUACCAAGUAAAGAGAUAGCAAGUGCGACUCAGAGACCUCCUUCUCAAACAAAUGCAUGGAUUCCAUCUCCAUCCUGUUUACUACUUAAUGCAUGAAUUCUCCGAAUCUGAUAA